Molecule: messenger RNA, 836 nt
Organism: Guillardia theta CCMP2712
Lineage: Eukaryota; Cryptophyceae; Pyrenomonadales; Geminigeraceae
Exons: 2
Coding region: 437-616 (59 amino acids)
Source: RefSeq, a predicted model, not a curated record
ACUUCCUCCCCGACUCCUCAAAAUGGACUCAUCAGUCUCCUGCACUCCUGCCCUGCCCACGCGCGAGACCAUUUCCCCUCCUCCUCUCCCCCAUCAUCCUCAUCGUCGUACUGUUUUGUCGUGAUCUUAUGUUCGAAACAUUGUUUUCCUGCAAUGUCUUUCUUUGUGCUUGCUGUCCUUGCAACUUUUUCGAAGCAGAUUUCACUGGUUUUGAGCAAGAGCAAAUUUUCUGUAUCGAAAGUUGAUCUGCAUCUUAGUGAUUCAUGUUGUUUCUAACGUGAUACAAUCAGUUGAGAACUCCUCUGAAAAAUUAUGUCACCUUGCAUUUCUGGAUGUGAUCACUAACCGUUUCUUGUCAACAGAUCGUAACAACGGACAAUCGUCAGCUUUGAUAUUUCAAUCGAUUCUCGAACACCUUUCACCUUCAUCGAUCAUCAUGAAGCUCGCAAACAGCUCUACUUGUGGUGUCAUCUCAACCAUUGGAUCAGUGGCCAUAUCUGCUGCUGCAGUGGCAAUUGGCGUCCGCGCUUCGCAACGAAUCAGAGCGAAGGAGAUUAAGACAGGAUCCUCUAGACCAAAGUCUGGGAAGACUGUUGGACAGUACUACGUGUAUUGAGAAGCUGCCAUCAAUGUCUGCAAGCUACAGACGAGAGAGUUGCUGCUUUGUGUCUAUAUGUGUACAUUUGUUGCGUGUGAGGUCUGAGUACCUGAAGUUUGACUGCAUGUCAAGAUAAAAGAAAACUCCUACGUGUCAUGACAUAUCAUGAAAAAAGAGGAGAACCCCACUGUAAUAUUCCUGAACGACUUGUUCUUUAAUACAUGGAAGAUGAAUCUUU